This is a messenger RNA of Penicillium diatomitis, 363 nucleotides long. RefSeq lists its product as uncharacterized. Lineage: Eukaryota; Fungi; Ascomycota; Eurotiomycetes; Eurotiales; Aspergillaceae. The coding region runs from base 1 to 363 and encodes 120 amino acids. The transcript has 2 exons. The record is from RefSeq and is a predicted model, not a curated record.
AUGUCUUCUCAACAAAAUGUUGACAUUGCGGCGCUUGAUGCCAAGAUGAAGGAGCUGAUUGAGGCCUUCGAGGCCCAUCCCCAGAUGGCCGCUCCUACGCCUCACCCGACCCUCUUCUUCCUGUGUGACUUUGUCAAGAACACCCACAACUCUCUGAAGUCAGUGGACGCGAACGAAUACGCUUCAGGCGAUCACAAGGCUCGUGAGACCGUUCAGGAAGUCGUGGGCCGGAACCAGUUCACGAGUGUCUUGGCCAACGAUACCUCUGGCAAGUUGGCGAUGAUGACUGGUGGGGAUCCUUCCAACCCGGUUGACUUUGGCCCUGACAUCAAGGCCAAGGCCAAGGCGGUGGCCGAGGUUUAA